AUGAAGCAUCAGCAGAAGCUCCUGCUCUCCCUGCUGCUGGUGAUGUUCCCUCCGGAAAUUGCUUAUUAUUUCUGGAAUCGGAUUGAAGGAGGAGCUGAAGCCAAGGCCCUCUCCAAACCCUACAUGGCCUAUCUGCAGGGAAAGAACAACCACUUCUGCGGAGGCUUCCUGGUGGCCCCAAACUGGGUGAUGACAGCAGCUCAGUGUUUCAACCACAAACCUCUGACUGUCAUCCUUGGAGCACAGAACAUCCAGAAGAAAGAGGAAAGAUGGCAAACAUUUGAAGUCCAAAAGUAUCACCGCCACCCAGCCUACAGAAUUCUGAAAGGCAAUGCCACCAGCAAUAACUACGUUAAGACCAUCUCCUUGCAAAAACAAAACAACAUUGGACAGCCUGAAUGCACCGUAGCUGGCUGGGGCUACGAGACGCCUGCUGCUAUGCUCCAUGAAACCAAGGUCACCAUUCUCAGAUCAAGGGAGUGCCUAAACAUAUACCCUGGAUUUCCUAUCAACUCAAUCUGUACCCGCAGCGUAUUCCCUGGAGCUCUCAGAAAGGGAGAUAUUGGGGGGCCACUUGUCUGCAAGAACAAAGCCUAUGGCAUCUUCUCCUAUACAUAUAAUGAGUGGUAUAGUUACUAUACAUCCAUUUCUCCCUACAUCUCAUGGAUUGACAGUGUCAUGAAGUCAUAA
Molecule: messenger RNA, 690 nt
Organism: Tinamus guttatus (white-throated tinamou)
Lineage: Eukaryota; Metazoa; Chordata; Aves; Tinamiformes; Tinamidae
Source: RefSeq, a predicted model, not a curated record